Messenger RNA from Drosophila ficusphila, 1564 nucleotides. RefSeq names its product peptide tarsal-less AA. Lineage: Eukaryota; Metazoa; Arthropoda; Insecta; Diptera; Drosophilidae. The coding region runs from base 808 to 906 and encodes 32 amino acids. The transcript has a single exon. The record is from RefSeq and is a predicted model, not a curated record.
UCAAAUCAAAAGAUCGACAACAUUCGAAGAGUGCAGAUCAGCAGCCCAAACAUCUGAAACAUCAGAAAACCCAAAACCAAACUCGAAAAGUCCGUUGAUUUUCACGUAACGCCUUAAAGAUUUUCGGUGCGGUUCCCUAAAAACUAAACAAAUCGGCAGUUUAUUAAUAAACAAUAACUCUACUUAAUGGGUUUUAAGUGUCAGUGACUCUUGAACACACGAAAUAAAACCCCAAACACACACAAACGUGACUGUAUAAUCAGCCAAGAAACCCAACAACUGGUGGUGAUAAUAAAAGAACUUACAACAACAGCGACGAGAACCAGUAUAAAGUUCAAUAUCGCGUUGAUUCAAAUUAAACAAAGGAGAAUCGACAGCAGCAGCAGCAGCAGCAACAAAAAGCCAACUCGGUUUUGUCAUUUAAGUAUUUUUGGUCAAUACACGGCAUUCGAAAUGGCAGCCUACUUGGACCCCACUGGCCAGUACUAAAGAAGAUUUCGGAGACGAAGAAAGAAAGCCCUUAAAAAUCUCACAAAACCCUAAAUAAAUCAAAGAUCUUAACCAUGGCCGCCUAUCUGGAUCCCACUGGUCAAUACUGAAGAAGGAGCAGCCAAAAAGAACAACCAUAUAUUUUGAAUAUUCAUCUGAAAGUCAUCAAAAACAGUCUCAAAAUGUCUCUCGAUUUGGACCCCACUGGCACCUACUAAGGCUCCAACUCAAACAGAUCCUCAUUUAGCCAAGCAAGCAGGCUAAAUACUGCAAAUACCAUCCUCAUUUCAAAAGUAAACUACAAAAGAAGCCAACAAAAUGCUGGAUCCCACAGGAACCUAUCGGCGACCCCGCGACUCGCAGGACUCGCGCCAAAAGAGGCGGCAGGACUGCCUGGAUCCAACCGGGCAGUACUAGUACGUCCCCCCCCAACGACAGAGCCCCAAAAAGCCGUGCCUUAUCCACAAAUUCUGGGCAUGAUUGGGGGAGCGCGCUGGUUGCGCGUUCGUGGCCGCGAGGAGACUUCCAGCUGCCGGAGGAGGAGAAAGCUGGGGGAUCCCCAGAGGCCUGCGACGCGAACUUUUGUAUUUAUGUAGUUUUUGCCUAGCCUACCAUACCUACUAUAUUAAUUAUUUAUUAUUAUCAUACUAUUUAAACGAAAUAUUGUUCAUUGCUGUUCACAAAACACGGAAACGCGCACACAUAUCCUAUAUCCUAUAUCGUAUCACACACAAAACAAACACACACACAAACCAUAUAUGUUAUAUAUACACUUGUAAUUGCUUCUUCAAGCUGGAAAAGAUUACGCAAAGAGUAUUACGUUUAGUGUCAUAUUUCUCGAGCAAAUCAUCAUUUGUUUAAAUUAUAAUUUUAUUUAUUGCCAACGAUUUGUAAUGUUUUUUCUCUCUCGUUGAGAGUCACGAGAAUCAUUCGGAGCGAGAAAUUUUUGUUUAGAUCUUAAGCGUAUUAAGCUAUUUAUAUGUCUACACCUUCGACCAACAUCCAGGCAACCCAAACACACACCUCUCACACCCAUAAAAUAUAAUAUUAAAAGAAAACCAUAUUUAAAACUGAA